CCGAGCAGUCAGUCAACUAAACAGUAGCAGUAUGAAGAUUUUAGUAGCAGUGUCGCUUUUGGUUUUGGCCAAGUUCAGUCACCAGCAGACAGAUUUCUGCAGCUCUACGUUGUGUUCAGCCGGAACUACCCAUAUUGCGUGCAAUGGAUUGACGGGACUUUCGCCAUCAUGUGGACCGGAUGCAGUCGAACUGAAUCUAGAUUCGACAUUGCAGGCGUUGAUUCUAGAUUUGCAUAAUGAUUACCGUAGUACGAUUGCAACAGGCAACCAAAAUUAUGCAUCCAAUAGCUAUUAUCCGCAGGCACAACGGAUGGCAACAAUGGUUUGGAGUAAUGAGUUGGCAGCGGUAGCGGCAGCCAACGCUCGGCGAUGCGUAUUCGGUCACGAUCAAUGUCGGAACACGGAUGAUUUCAGGGUGGCCGGACAAAACAUCGCAUCGAAAUCGUACUACGGCAUGACCAUCUCAGUAAAUGAACUGAUUAAAGGUUUCGUGGAUGCUUGGUACUCCGAAUAUGUAUACGCCAAUCCCAGUUACAUUGCCAGUUAUCCACAAGAUUACACAGGCCCUGCCAUUGGUCACUUCACUCAGGUUGUGGCGGAUCGUGCAACGCACAUUGGAUGUUCGAUGGUAACCUAUCAUGAAUCCCCUUGGAUUAACCAGCUGUUUGUCUGCAACUAUGCUAUAACUAACAUAAUCGGCCAACCAGUGUAUCAGAUUGGUAAUUAUUGCUCCAUGUGCACGACUGGGUGCAAUCCGCACUAUCCUGGUUUGUGCAAUAUAGGAGAAGCUAUUAAUCCUAAUCCGUGGUGAAUAAAGUUGUUUGAAGAGUUAACAUUGAAAAUAAACAUUUUAAAACGUUAAA
Messenger RNA from Wyeomyia smithii (pitcher-plant mosquito), 863 nucleotides. RefSeq names its product venom allergen 3 homolog. Bases 32 to 811 code for a protein of 259 amino acids. The transcript has 4 exons. NCBI's taxonomy places the organism in Eukaryota, Metazoa, Arthropoda, Insecta, Diptera, Culicidae. The record is from RefSeq and is a predicted model, not a curated record.